GCUUCUAGCUUGGGGAACCGGAACCGCUUUCCAAAACUCGGAGGGAGGGAAAAAAUGCUUUUCAGUGAUUCCUGAGAACACGAAUAUUUUUUAGGCUUUUGGGGACACUGAUUGAAAGGGUUUUUCUUAGAGAACUUCUUAAUCUUGUAGCCUAAACGGAAACUGAAACACGCACCCAGCCCAACUUCCGGAGGACCAACAUCGCGACGAACAACCAGGAAGCGAUCGGCCUGGGAGCUGUCCCCGGUUCUCUGCUCCGCUCUCUAGGGAACUUUCCGGGUCCUUACACUCUGUUUUUCUUGCCCCGCGUGACCUCAGCUCCGACCGAGGCUCCGACCCGGGCCGGCCACUCCGGAACCCGCCAUGUCGUCCGACUUUGAAGGCUACGAGCAGGACUUCGCGGUGCUCACGGCAGAGAUCACCAACAAGAUUGCAAGGGUCCCCCGACUCCCACCUGAUGAGAAGAAACAAAUGGUUGCAAAUGUGGAGAAACAGCUCGAAGAAGCGAAAGAACUGCUGGAACAGAUGGAUUUGGAAGUCCGAGAGAUACCUCCCCAAAGCCGAGGAAUGUACAGCAGCAGGAUGAGAAGCUACAAGCAGGAAAUGGGGAAACUCGAGACAGAUUUCAAAAGGUCACGGAUCGCCUACAGUGACGAAGUACGGAAUGAGCUCCUAGGGGAUGACGGGAAUUCCUCCGAGAGCCAGUUGAUAAAAUUACGUGAAGAGAGGGCACAUCUGCUCGAUAACACAGAGAGGCUGGAAAGGUCAUCUCGGAGACUAGAGGCUGGGUACCAAAUAGCGGUGGAAACCGAACAAAUUGGCCAGGAGAUGUUGGAAAACCUCAGUCACGACAGAGAAAAGAUACAGAGAGCACGUGAAAGACUUCGGGAAACAGAUGCUAACUUGGGGAAAAGCUCCAGAGUUCUGACAGGGAUGUUGCGAAGGUAAGAGUCAGGUAGGGUCUUCCUUUCUCUCUGUUCCUUUUUUUACAGUAUAUUUUUCAUCUCGUUGCAACCGGGCAUUUUCCAGACAUGCAAGCUUCUGCUCUUAGUACCUGUGUCAAGACCCUUUUGAAAUGACAGAGCACUGGUAUUAACUCUUGUUUGGACAGGGACACACACACUCUGAGUAACUUGGAUUAGAAAGUUUGAGCUCGAGGGGUUACCUCAAGCUAUGGAAAAAAUUAGGGUUGGACAUAAAGUAUUUUUUCAUAGCCUGAGGAAGACCCCAUGGCAGCAGCAGACUGAUUUUAUUUUCUAUUUUGAUAGCCUUCUUGCUGUCGAUGAAAUGCUGACCUUUGGUUUCAGGAGCAUACUUACUAUUAGCUUUGCCCUCUGUUGCCUUAUUUAGAUUUCUUUUUAAAGCGACUCUGUUCGGGGAAACAUUGCUAU
Messenger RNA from Odocoileus virginianus texanus, 1391 nucleotides. NCBI's taxonomy places the organism in Eukaryota, Metazoa, Chordata, Mammalia, Artiodactyla, Cervidae. The record is from RefSeq and is a predicted model, not a curated record.